Molecule: messenger RNA, 3246 nt
Organism: Carlito syrichta (Philippine tarsier)
Lineage: Eukaryota; Metazoa; Chordata; Mammalia; Primates; Tarsiidae
Gene: CD163
Product: CD163 molecule
Exons: 12
Coding region: 124-3231 (1035 amino acids)
Cellular component (GO): membrane
Source: RefSeq, a predicted model, not a curated record
AGGCUUUUCAUUUUUAUAAGGGAGUGGUGAUUUUUAGAAUUUUAGUCUUCUACCUCAGGAGACCAUGUCUAUGAAAUAAUAAAAGAAGGCUUUUAGGAAUCACUGAAAUUAUAAAUCUUUGAAAUGGACAAACUCAGAAUGGUGCUACUUGAAGACUCUGGAUCUCCUGACUUUAGAAGAUGGUUUGUCCACUUGAGUCCCUUCACUAUUGCUGCCGUCUCACUUCUCAGCACCUGUUUCUUCACCAGUUCUCUUGGAGGAAAGCAUAAGGAACUGAGGCUUGUGGAUGGUGAAAACAAGUGCAGUGGUCGAGUGGAAGUGAAAGUCCAAGAGGAGUGGGGAACCGUGUGCAAUAAUGGCUGGAGCUCGAACGAGGUCUCUGUGAUCUGUCAGCAGCUGGGCUGUCCCACUGCUGUCAAAGCCACAGGGUGGGCAAAUUCCAGCGCAGGCUCUGGGCGCGUUUGGAUGGAUCAUGUUUCUUGUCGUGGAAAUGAGUCCGCUCUCUGGGACUGCAAACAUGACGGAUGGGGAAAGCAUAGCAACUGCACUCACGAACAGGAUGCUGGAGUGACCUGCUCGGAUGGAUCCAAUUUGGAGAUGAGGUUAAUGAAUGGAGGGAAUCGGUGUUCUGGAAGGAUAGAGAUCAAAUUCCAAGGACAGUGGGGCACAGUGUGUGAUGACAACUUCCACAUAGACCAUGCUUCUGUGGUUUGCAAACAGCUCAAAUGUGGAGAUGCCAUCAGUUUCUCCGGUUCCGCUAAUUUUGGAGAAGGCUCUGGACCCAUCUGGUUUGAUGAUGUUGCCUGCAAUGGAAACGAGUCUGCUCUCUGGAACUGUAAACACGAAGGGUGGGGAAAGCAUAACUGCGACCAUGCCGAGGACACCGGUGUGAUUUGCUCAGAUGGAGCAGAUCUGAGCCUGAGACUGGUAGAUGGAGUCACUGCAUGUUCAGGAAGGCUAGAAGUAAGAUUCCAAGGAGAAUGGGGGACAGUGUGUGAUGACGGCUGGGACAGCAAAGAUGCCGCCGUGGUGUGUCAACAACUGGGAUGCCCAACUGCCGUCACUGCCGUCGGGCGAGUUAAUGCCAGCGAGGGAUCUGGACACAUCUGGCUUGACAGCGUUUCUUGCCAGGGGCAUGAAGCUGCCCUCUGGCAGUGUAAACACCAUGAAUGGGGGAAGCACUAUUGCAACCAUAAUGAAGAUGCUGGUGUGACGUGUUCUGAUGGAUCAGAUCUGGAGCUCAGACUUAAAGGUGGAGGCAGCCGCUGUGCUGGGACAGUUGAGGUGGAAAUUCAUAGACUGUUAGGGAAGGUGUGUGACAGAGGCUGGACACUGAAAGAAGCAGAGGUGGUUUGCAGGCAACUGGGGUGCGGAUCUGCACUUCAAACCUCCUACCAGGUGUAUUCCAAAGUCAAGGAAACAAGCACAUGGUUGUUUGCAAAUGACUGCAGUGGGAAUGAAACUUCUCUCUGGGACUGCAAGAACUGGCAGUGGGGUGGACUUCCCUGCAAUCCCUUCGAAGAAGCCAAAGUCACUUGCUCAGCCCACAGGGAGCCCAGACUGGUCGGAGGGGACAUUCCCUGCUCUGGACGUGUCGAAGUGAAGCACGGUGACACAUGGGGCUCCGUCUGUGAUUCUGACUUCUCUCUGGAAGCCGCCAUGGUACUCUGUAGGGAAUUACAAUGUGGCACGGUCGUCUCUAUCCUGGGGGGAGCUCACUUUGGAGCAGGGAAGGGACAGAUCUGGGCUGAAGAAUUCCAGUGCAGCGGGCACGAGUCCCACCUUUCACUCUGCCCAGUCGCACCCCGCCCGGACGGAACAUGCGGCCACAGCAGGGACGUCGGAGUCGUCUGCUCAAGAUACGUAGAAAUCCGCCUGGUGGAUGGCAAGUCCCCCUGCGAGGGAAGAGUGGCGCUCAAGACGCUUGGGAGCUGGGGACCCCUCUGCAGCUCUCACUGGGACCUGGAAGACGCCCACGUGCUCUGCCAGCAGCUUCAAUGUGGAGUGGCCCUCUCGACCCCAGAAGGAGCCCACUUUGGGACGGGAAGUGGCCAGGUCUGGAGGCACAUGUUUCACUGCACCGGGACUGAGCAGCACAUGGGAGACUGUCCUGUCACCGUGCUGGGUGCGUCACUGUGUCCUCCGGGGCAAGUGGCCUCUGUAAUCUGCUCAGGAAACCAGUCCCAGACACUGUCCCCCUGCAAUUCAUCAUCUUCGGGCCCAACUCGCCCUACCGUUCCAGCAGGAAGUGCUGUUGCGUGCAUAGAGAGUGGGCAACUUCGCCUGGUGGAUGGAGAGGGCCGCUGUGCAGGGAGGGUGGAGGUCUACCACGAAGGCUCCUGGGGCACCGUCUGUGAUGACAGCUGGGACCUGAGAGACGCCCGCGUGGUGUGCCGGCAGCUGGGCUGUGGAGAGGCCAUCAAUGCCACUGGUUCUGCUCAUUUUGGGGAGGGGACGGGGCCCAUCUGGCUGGAUGAGCUGAGCUGCGAUGGAAAAGAAUCCCGAGUGUGGCAGUGCCGUUCGCAUGGCUGGGGGCAGCACAACUGCCGGCACAAGGAGGACGCGGGAGUUAUUUGCUCAGAGUUCAUGUCUCUGAGACUGGCCGGUGAAACGGGUGGAGAGGCCUGCACCGGACGUCUGGAAGUUUUUUACAACGGAGCAUGGGGCAGCGUUGGCAGAGGCGGCAUGUCUGCGACCACUGUGGGGGUGGUGUGCAGGCAGCUGGGCUGUGCGGACAAAGGGCAGGUCAGCCCUGCACCUUCAGACCAGGCGGUGUCCACCAUGUGGGUGGACGAUGUCCAGUGUCCAAAAGGGCCUGAGACGUUGUGGCAGUGCCCAUCCUCUCCGUGGAAGCAAAGGCGAGCCAGCCCCUCCGAGGAGACUUGGAUCACGUGCAGCAACAAGAUAAGACUGCAAGACGGAACCACUAAGUGUUCCGGACGUGUGGAGAUCUGGCACGGAGGAUCCUGGGGGACAGUGUGUGAUGACUUCUGGGACCUGGAUGAUGCCCAGGUGGUGUGUCGCCAGCUGGGCUGUGGUCCCGCUUUGCAGGCACUAAAAGAAGCAGAGUUUGGCCAGGGCACCGGGCCCAUAUGGCUCAAUGAGGUGAAGUGCAGAGGGAAUGAGUCUUCCCUGUGGGACUGUCCUGCCAGACGCUGGGGCCACAGCGAGUGUGGGCACAAGGAAGAUGCUGCUGUCAACUGCUCAGGUGAGUGCAGACGCCUGGGCUGAGCUUGGAAUCUCAGG